GGGACUAUGAUGUAGAUAUGCUCGUAAAAGGUUAUAUUAUGUUGCUAAACACACAUUAAAAUCGUUUGAUAUAUUUAACCAAUAAUAAGACUUUUAGUGAAAAAAAUGUAAAUAAUAUCCUGUUUAUCUUAUUUAACCUAGUGAACCGUUGUUGAAUAAAUAAGUUAUGUGUGUACUAAGUUUGUGACAGUAAUAGGAAGUUUAGUUUCAAUGUUAUUCGCAAAUCGCAGUUUACUUAGUCAUGCGCACGAUCAUAAUCUAAUAUAAUAAAAUCAAAUAAAUAUUCCUCGUGGUAUUAAAUUUCAAUUAUUCAAGUUUUUAACUGAUAACUUUCGAGAAUCCAAGUUUUAUUUAAUUACGAAACAUAAACUGUCAAUUGAUGACAUAAUGUAAUAAUUGCGGCAAAUUCAACAAGCGCGUUUUUGAUAACGUUAUUUAUUGAUCUGACUCAUAGUCGGUACACUGGACUUAAUAUUAUACAAAUAACACAUAAUGUCAGAGAAUAAUAAGAAAAGAGGAAGUAGUUUCCGCAAAAUGUUUCCAAGUUUAUUUUUUUCAAAUAAAAGUAAAGAAAAGACUACGAUAAAACAUUCCAAUCCUAAAAUGAACACUGAAUGUAGCACAAGCCGUAGUAAUCACUAUCAAACUCAUCAAACAUUUACAAGGUACGACAACCAGACGGAAAGACCACAAGAACACGACGAAAGAAUUUAUGAAAAUCUUUCAACAACAUCGUUUGUUCCGAAUGUAAAUAAUUCCAGUAGUGUUGACAACAGUGUUCUAAGUAAUCAUUCUUCUAGCAGCACUUUGGUGUCGGAAAAUGUUAGGAAUGUGAAGCAGCAAAAUAUAGCUUUACUAAAUGAAAAUGAAACUGAUGAUAUAAAAUACAUGGCAAGACCACAGGUUCCGCCAAAGCCUCAAAACGAAAUAUAUUCUUCACAAUAUAAAAUACCUUACCCAGAUGUAUAUUAUCACUCCCUUGAAAAACUGACGGAUAAAAUAUCACCUUUGGAUGAAAUUGAAAUUUAUAGAGCAACAAAAGCACACGCGCAUCCAGCAUCUGUAGGAGCAGAAAUUAAAAAAGUCAGUACGAAAUUCUUGAUAUCCCCGAAAAAAGAAGCGGAUGUGCGUAUGAUUCAGCCAAUAAGAGCUCGAAGUCUUUCACCGGAUAAGGAAAAACCUAAAAAUAUCGAGAAAAGUCUCCCAGUUUCUAAAACAGAAAGAUUUCUCGAAAAACCUUACAAUUAUUCAGCACCAACGUCUCCUGUAGCUAUCGGUCAUAAAAUUCCGAAUAUGCCUACAACUGUUUCGCCCUACGAGCAUGUUAGAAAAACUAUGAUUGAAGCGGAAGAAAAAAGAAACUCUAUAAAUAGGUCACAUUUACGUUACAAAUUUACACCACCCAUAUCACAAAGAUCCUCUUCCAGCAUACCUAAAUCUCCUUCACUAUCGAAAGAAAAAGUUAAAAUAGAGGAUUUAAUAAAGAAAGAAAAUACUCGACAAAAAGUGGAGGCCUUUUAUUGGCAAAAAAUAAAGGAACUGAAACAGAGAGAAGAUGAAUAUCUUUUGAGGCAAUCAUUGAAUAGUUCGAUGAAAGGACCUAAAAUAUACAACAGGACUUACUCCAAUUCAAACUGUAGUACUCCUAAUUCGCUUGUUGUUGAUUCCAGAAGUUGUAGUUUACCACGAGGAUCGGAUAUAAAUUGUGCCUCUCAUCAGGGUGUAUAUGGCACCUCGCCAUUUAUAAGAGGAGCUCCAGAACGGAGAACUGAUUCGUAUAUUAAUAAUCGGUCUGUUUAUUCGGGAACCGAUGAUGUUUACAGACAUCCUGAAAAGUUGAUUGAAAAUACAAACGUAGAUUUUAGGUUGCCUAAUCAAAAACAAAAUAUCAAUACAGUUUCGUCGAAACGAAUAAGUGCCGAUAGACAAAAUUAUGUAAUUACUCAUGUAAAUAAAAAUGUUCGUAAAAGUGAACCAUUUAGGGUAAAAUUGGAUUUUGGGAGAAAUCAUUUGAACAAUCCACCUCAACCACCAUUGCGUACAACAAGUGUAACAAGUUCUGAUAGUAAUUACAGGUUAAUUGAUAACAAUAAAACUACUUUUAAUUCUAAAAGUGCUAUACGAUCAUUGUGUUCGGAAUCGGAAAGUGGCUCUGAAGCUGGAGAAAUUCAAAAAAUAAUGGAGAGUCGUGCUCAAAAAGAAGAGGAUUGGCAGGGAGAUCCGAGGAGUGACGGUGGACUAUCAGACGGGGAAGCCAGCCGUGGACUUACUCGUGGACGACCCUCUCGCCGAGACGACCCGAGGCGACACACUCUUGCAGGCAAUCAUAAUAUUUACAUGCACCAACAUCAUCCAGGACAUAUCAGUACAAUUGACAUCGAGCCACACUGUGCUGCGAAGAUGCCGACAAUAAAACCAGAGUAUUCAACUGUCGCUAAAUAUCGCGACAUGAAACAGAAAUUUUUAGAUCCUCGUUUGAGAAAGCCUCCUCUACCGCGUUAUCCGCCGCCUAACAAUGCCUUGCUUUUCGAUGACGACCCCGGGGUCAUGUCGGAAGUCGAGACUUCAUCCACGGGGUUUCGCCGUGGUGGCAAGCAACGUUCUUCUCUCCCCGUCGUCCGAACACCUUCGAAAACACUAGAGAGGCCGCUCGGUCUUGUAUUCCUUCAGUACAGAAAUGAGACAAAACGAGCCUUGCUGCCGAAUGAAAUAACUUCGAUAGACACUGUAAAGGCACUAUUUGUCCGAAGUUUUCCGAAGCAGCUCACAAUGCAAUAUAUGGACAGUGAAAACGUUAAAAUUUAUAUUCAUGAAAACACGAAAGAUAUGUUUUAUGAACUAGAGGAUGUGAGGGCUCAUCUAAGGGAUAUUCGCGACCGUUCAGUUCUGCGGCUUUUCGAAGCGACAGACAUCGGCGGCGGUACGUUCCCGGGGGCGAUGGGCGUCGGGUCGGUUCCCAUGCCGACGGGGAGCUCAAGCUGCUCUUCGUCUACGUGGGACCCUGAACAGAACUACUUCAGUGAGCCUGAGAUCGACUCCGAUUAUCACUCACAGUCUCAGCACGUGCACAAUAAAAAUAAGGUGAAAGCGCCUGCUUACUAUAUGGGAGGUCCUGCUCCGAGCACUUUACCUCGCGGUGGAGCCGUCUUGAGGGCCUACUCCCCAGCUGCGCCCCCUGUGCCGGCUGAUCGUACGAAGCAAAAUCCUUGUCCCUCUGCGCCACCAAAACCAGUGCGCUCGUACGUUCCGGGGGGCGGCUCAGAGCGCUGUUUCCCCUUCGCCGGAGCUGAUUGUCCCCGUGGUACCGAUCAACUAUACUCUAUUCCUGCGCAUUCUGGAGAUGGAUACAUGUCUUCGCCUGAGCGAGUCAUCGCCCCCCGGCCCUACGAAGACCCUUAUUACACCCAAUUCCUAGGAUCUGCUGCCGGGAGGCCGUCUAUUGCUCCGGUCAUCGAUGAAGAAGCCAACGAAACGGUCAUAAUUGAUGACUCGUACCAGAUGUAUGGAGUAAACCCGAUCACUUCUGCUCCGCGACCUAUGUCCCGGCCCCCAUACGACGGCAGGAUUGGUCCACCUAUCGACGAUAUGCAACGCCUCCGCGUAGAAAACAUGGAGCGCCAGCUCGCGAAUCUUACAGGGCUUGUACAAAAAGCUCUGCAGGUUCCGGGAACAUCUGCAGCAGCAUCAGCCCCGCCUGCAUCGCCGAGGCUGGAUUACCAGACCUACACUACAAGACCUGCUGGUCAGGAUGCCGAUCGAUUGGCCAGCAACGAGAGACCUCCCAAAUUAGGGAGGGACAGAUUUCAGAAGUCUGUAUCUUUUGAGAAAUCGGUAUCCUUUAGUGAUGACCCACCAGAUAUGAACUCUCCUAAACAACAUUCUCCACAACAUUCAGCCGAUACCAAACCAACAAAACCUGCAAUCAAGUCAUCAACUUUACCAAGGACGUCAUCUCAAGAACGUGAUCGGCUUAAGCCAGCACCGCCACCGAAGCCGGCUGGUCUAGUGGGACAGCAACUGAAUCUGGUGCCGCAAAGGACCUACACUCUGAACGUCAAUCCGGACUUUUUCAACCAGCUUCGAGUACUUCAGAAGCAAAGCCGCGAUCUGAGGAUCGAGACCCGCAAUCUUCGUCGUUCGACCCUGUCGCACUCCAUACAAAUGAGGCAAAUGAUGGCUGAGGCCAUUGUAAAAAUUGGUGAUAUAGCUGCCUCUUUUUGCGAUGAUGAUAACGAUACACUGGCGCGCGAAGAAGAGAUAUAUCGUCAAGACAUGCUGCUUCUUGAGAACGACUUGUAUGAACUAGAAGCUACUGUGGAGCGUCUGCGUGGCCAAGCAGCAAAUAGGGAGACUCGUGUCAAUAUGGCGGAUAUCGAACGCAUUGCUAUGGUUCUCUCAAAAAGUAGCAAGACAGUCGCCGAUUGGAAGCUCAAGUUUCCGAUACUGCAAGAAACUAUGAAGGCAAAACUGGCCGCAGAAAUGGAGAAGGUGGUCCGGAAGGAGAAAAUGCUUGAAGAAGAACCGGAACGCUUAGAGUUGGCUUUGCGUCGUUGCAAGAAACUUACUGGAACUCUUGUGACUCUGAAAAGGUUGGCUUGCGUACAAGAGCAACGCUUGCCAAUCACUGACGGCCGUGUUUCUCCAAGCUCUUCUCAGAGCUCAGCCACUGCUGGCCCGUCUUCAGAGGAUUAUAAUUCGGAGAAUGCUUGUGCACUUCCUCCGACCAAUAAUAAGGGUGCCGCCGUCACCGGGCGAGCAGCUGCGGGCCGGGGAGCAGCUGAAGUGCGGCCGGAGAACGCCCUCGAUGCGCUACUAGAUGAACUUCAAACUUUCUCUAAACCACCGGAGCGCGGCGGACGGGGCGAGGGGCCCUUGCGCCGGCUACACUCAUAUCCCAGCGGCAGCGACACGGAUGCUUCACCUCCCGUGCGCGCGCGCGGCCAACAUCCACCCAAGCCGCCAGUCCCCGAGCGCCAUCCAGAACUGCUCGCGAUGGCCGUGCGCCGAGCCCCGCCGCCCCCGCCGCCGCGUACCACUUCCCGCUCGCCUCUCGCAUCUCCUACAUCGCCUUCCUCUCCACCCCGACCUGAUUCUUCCGACUCCAACGAUGAGAAAACUGCUUCGCGUCAGGCACUCCUAGAACAACGGCAUCAGGAACUCCUAAAGAAACAAAAAGCACUACAAGAACAGUACGCUCGCUUGCAGAUGAUUCAGCGAAGCGGGUCAACGCUGCCGCCUAACGCGCAACCAGAUUUGAAGAAAACCGGUAGUGAGUCAAACUUGCUCACCAAACUUAGCCUGAACCUGGCACCAGCUAAUAUUUCGGGAAGCAUGACGCACUUGGCUGGUGACUGCGACCCAAAACGGAGCGAGGCGUCACCCGACGACACUCAGUCGACAGCGCCUGACGCGGUCGCGACCACCAACAAAGUGUACGAGACGGACAUCCUGUGACCGUGUCAAUUUGGCUUUAUAUCUGUUUAAGUUAACCUAAGUUGUUGUAGUAAAUAAUUUAUACUGUAGUACAUUUAUACUGAUUCAACGUGUGCGUAAUAACAACUAAUAACAAUCAAUUAGUCGCUAUUGCACACAUGGACAUUUUAUUAUGUUUGUUAAAGUCCAAUCGUAUUAAGUUGUUUGUAUGAUACACUUGCUAUAAUUUCCUUAUUUGGUGACUAAUUUUCGUCCCCGUAUACUUAAAAAUUGCUACACGCGCUGCGCUCUCUCCGAACUUUAAUCUAUCUCCUAUAUCUGUAAUCCUCUAAUCCUAACUUAUAAACAACAACAACGGCUAGAAUACCGGAUAACCGAAUUUCAUAUCAUUAUAAACGAUCAUAUAAUCAAAAAAAAAAAACAAAAAAAAAUCAGUGUUUAAGCGAACAGCUUAUUAUUGGUGUUUCUGUAACCCUUAGUAUAUGUCUAUUCCAUUCAAAUAACCAUUGUAGAUAACUGCGUCUCAUUUGCAAGCAGAUAGUAAAAAAAAAAAAAAAAACAAUAUUCGAAUAUUUUAUAUAAUUUUCAAAAACCCUGCAAGUAAAAAUAAAAUCAUAUGAGUAUUUCGGGCCAAUAGAAAUAACCAAAUUACACCAAAAGAACGUUAUAAUGAACAAGAUUAUUUUUUUCAAUGUUAAAUUUAAGUAUCUACUUGCAAAUGACAGCAGAUUUAGAAUUCACUACGUAUAAUACAUGUACCGUUCUACCGUAGUAAAAAAAAUGCUGUCUCGUAAAUGUCUACCUGAUUGGGUUCAAGAAGAGGAUGUUAUGGCUGGGCGAGACUUGGUAAGGGCAGUUUUGAGACGUUAUUAACAACUACCUGCAGUUAAGAGUUAACGGUAAAGAACGUUUAGUCAUAUAAUCAUCAAAUUUUACCAUUAGCGUAAAUGUGUAUGAAUCGUGGUAUCUUCUCUCCUAUUAUAUACAUAUAUACUUUAUACCGUAUGUAUGUAACUAAUUACAUAAUAUAUAACCUUACCUAGUCCCUAAAAUUUGUACCUAUACCAUAAUAAUAUUUUACACUUAUGUGCCAAAUACUUUUUUAUAACCUUCUCGUCUUUCGGUUGAUCAGGUUUUUACCACAAAAUAUUUGCUCUUAUUUUAUAUUUCUGGCACAACGAAAUCUUAAUACUAUUAUCAAUUAAAAUUAUCGAAAUUUGGAUUUUCUUUAUAAACUAAUUAAUAUUUUUGACGGUUACAUUUGAAAUCAAACAAUCAUGAACGUAAUUCCGCAAAUCGGAUCAUAAUAUAAAAGGCAAAACUUGAUUGAACAGUGGAAUGUAAAUUUAAAAAAUCUUUACGAUAUAUCGUAAACAGGAAUUCGGAAUACCGAUAACAUAAAUAAAGCGAACUGCAGCAACAAUAGUAAAAAUUAAAAAUAAAUAAAUCGCAAAAAUUCCAACAUAUACAUCAAACAAACGGUAAUAUAAAAAUCAUAUUAAAAUUGACUGUGAUAAAACAAAAGCUAUAAUGAAUACACGAGAAUUGAAUUCUGAAAAUUUUGUAAAACGGCUUACUAAACUUAACUCAACUGAAAUCAGAGAAAUCUACUUUUAUAUUUACAACCAAAUUAAUAAAAAAAAAAAAAACAAUACUACUAAAUUCGUACUCGCGCAUCAAAAUCCGUCAAUAAUAUUAGUAUAGUUAAACCGAACAUUUUUCACCUAAUAGCGUACUUGUGGUCAAAUUGUUUGAGAAAACGAACGAGUGAUAUUGUUGUAUAGAUGUGUUAAAAUAUUCUUAUUUUUAGACUCAAACUAUAUCUGCAUUAGACAAUGUAUAGAGUCUAGUAUUAGCUAUAGAACGUAUAUGUUAUGCCAAAUAAAUGUGCGCUUUCUAAUGUUUUCGCGUCUCACGACAACUCUCGCGGUACCAUGAUAUUCAAGGAACUAUGUGUUCGGCUAUAAUUAAAAAUAAUACAUUCAAUAUGUGCUUAAUUCAAUUUUCGUCUACGUUAGGCUAAGACCGCACUGCAAUUUAACAUCGCGCGUUUUUUGUUUGUUAAUACAGAUUUAUACAAUUCCUGCAGCGGUUAGUAUCGUCUACGCGCAUACCUCUAUUCGAAAACUAAGAUCAUCAAAAAAAUAUGCACAUCCAUACAAAUCUGACGUAGUGUAGUGCGGAUUUAAACGGCAAAAAUAAAAAUCGCGUGGUGUGAUUUCGCAGCGUCCUUAGCCGUAAUCAUUUGAUUCCGCUGAAACAAACCAAUCCUUAAUUUAAAGAAAUCUUGAAAUAAAUUGAUUCAUAGGAGAUUACUUUGAAUACAAUAAUAUGAUAUUGUAACAUCUCAUUUGUUUUCAGUGAUACAUGGAACCGCAGAGUGUCACACUAUUUUAUUAUAAGUGCACAGUAUUAACACGCACUUAGAAAUUAUUUAUAAAACACUUACGAUUGAAAAAAAUAUAAAUUCCAUAAACACCCUACCUUUGGGAGAAAAUCUCGUCUGAUUAAUGGUCACACGGUGUAAUUGUACUUUAUUUAUAUAAUAUUAUAUGAACUAUUAAAAUUUUUUAUCAAAUUAUAUACGGAACCAAUAUUCACUGUAGGGUUAUAUAAACUGGUACAGAUAUCUUGAAGUAUUUCAAAAGAUAAUAAUUGAAAUUUUGAAAAUUUUUAAAAUAAAUUGUACAAUACAUUUUAUAACUGCAGAAUUACAUUAUACAGAAUACAAUAACAACAAUUCUUAAAUAUUAUUUCGACUGACAAUAAUAUUUCAUUUUAUUUUAUAAUCGUCGUAAUUAAAUAACAAAAAUCCACAGUGCGUGUUUGGUUCCAUUAAAGUAGAUAAAAUAAUGCUUGUUAGCAAUUUAUUGUGCAAUUAGAACCAUAACUUGCGAAAACUACCACUUACCGUCUUGCUAAUAAAUCUGAACGAACAGAAAUCAUUCAAAAAAUUUGAUUCUUAACUUAAAUUGACGUUCACAACUCGACAUCUAAAGACAUACGAGUGUGUAUUAUAAUGUUUGCAGCCAAAAGACAGGAAAGCAUUAACGGCUUUACUGAAUACACAAAAAAAAAAACUUUCUUUCGUUUAUUAUCAAGACGGUUUAAGUCCGAGUCAAAAGCACUCAUAUUUUAAAUGAAAUAAUAUUUUAUUACUUAAAUUUUAAGUACUAAUUUGCUAUGCUGUUUAUCGACUAUUUUUAUGCCAUCAUGGAUUUGAUAUUUUACAAAAUAUUUUUUACAUUUUCGCAUCUGUACAUCUCAAUAUUGCGAGAGCCCUUUAAAUGGCAAUAAUGCUGUCGGAUUGCGAAGGUAUUAUAUUAUUUGCGAUGUAAUUUAACACGUGUGUAUUAUCAGACAUACAGAAUUAUAUAUCUUCCCUCACAUUCAUAAAUAUAGUAUUAAAUUAUGUGUGUCAAUGGUUAACUUCUAGCUUAGGAAUUGUAAAACUGUAUUUUUCCAAUUUCUUUUCUAUUUAUACUUAUUUCAUAUUUUAAUUUGUAAAAUAUUGAAGUUAUUUUUAUAUAAGUAUUAAAAAUUAUAAAUUUUGCAUGCAUUGCGGUUCUCCGAUUAUAUUAUUUUGUUACGUUUCGUGCCAAAUAUGUUGUUUUGUAAAUUAUUAUUAUUAUUAUGGCGAAAAUCAAAUAUUAUAUAACAUCAAAUAUUAUAUCGAGCUAAAUUUAUUUCUUUUAGAAUUCGAUAAGUUGUAUUUGUUGAAUUUAAAGCUUAAAGCUUUUGUAGUGGUGUUGUUAUUUUUGAAAUAUCUUUGUAGUUAUGUUUAGUUAAAUUUCAUGUUAUUUCAUUAGGUUAAAACAAAAAUAGCUUCAAAUAUUUUAAACUAAUUGUGGAUUAAAAUUAUAAACGUCAAGUUAAAAAAAA
Messenger RNA from Vanessa tameamea, 9315 nucleotides. RefSeq names its product coiled-coil domain-containing protein AGAP005037. Gene Ontology annotation, cellular component: cytoplasm. The record is from RefSeq and is a predicted model, not a curated record. NCBI's taxonomy places the organism in Eukaryota, Metazoa, Arthropoda, Insecta, Lepidoptera, Nymphalidae. The transcript has 24 exons. Bases 493 to 5454 code for a protein of 1653 amino acids.